UGAUGGGAAGACUAAAAGGUUUUCACCUACACCCUCGAAGCAGUGGAUACGCACCACUUGUAUUUUCCGGUUUCAGCGCAAACAGGGAGACGCUGAACUAAACCGUUACUUAUAACAGCCGCGCGGCAUAUGAAAGAAACCACCGUCAACACAAAGUCACAAUAGUUACCCCAACUAGACCAGAAAGAAAGAAAAAAGUUUGACAAAACGCGAAGAACAACGCUUUUUGUUUGAACUUGUUCCUAUAGCCAGAGAGAGAGAGAAAGAAAGAAAAUAAAUAAAUAAUGGGCAGUGAUGCAAUGGGAAGAGAAGGGUACCGUACGUUGAAGGAUUUAAGAUUGGAAAUUGAAGGAAAAGAGGGAACUUUCUCUAUAUGCUUUUGGGUUUAUUUGAUGAAUUCUACUACAUUCCCUGCUAUCAUUCUUCACCAGGUUCACUCUGAUAUCUCCCAAAGUGCUCCUUUUCUCAUUAUUAACGAAAAUAAGAGAGUCAAUAUUUUGCCAGUUCUUUUCUUGCACGAAGAAGCUCCUGAUACUGGCAGUAUAAAUUCCUGGACAGAAGUUCCACAUGCUACUGUUGAUUUUGAGUUUUCUUUGGAAAAAUGGGUUCAUGUUGGAUGUGAGGUUUGUCCAAAUAAUAUCCGGCUUCAGAUUAAUGGGGAGAUUGUAGCCAAAAAGUCACUGUCUUCCUUAUUAAAUAAGGAAUCCAAUUCAAGUGAUUUGAAGAAAAUAACUUUAGCAAAUGUUGGGGGAAACGGAAAUAAUGUGCAGGGUUAUGUGCACAAUUUUGAAGUAUUCCAUAAUGUUUCAUUUAUCAAAGAUCAUCAUUUGAAGGACCCUCCUCUAAAGUUAUCAAUAGAUGAAUCGGCUGCCUCUGAGGUUGAAGAAGAAAGUGGCGGUAUUUGGGGCAUUGUUGGUGGCAAAGCAUCUUGUCGCAGGAAUUUCUCUUUAGAUGUUGUUUUAUCAGAUGCCUUUGGACAACCUGUAGAUAAGGAGAAUGAGCAGGUUUUUGCUUCUCUUGUGUAUGCUGACACGGGGGCUCCAGUGGAGAAUACAAGUGAUGACGAAGCACCCCUUUUGUCUAGCUAUGAUGGGAUUGAAUUUUCUUCUCGUGAAAGACCUAGUAAACUUUUGUUGGGUCGUGCAUCAUUUAAGCUCAGGAUAUCUCAGCUUUCAUCCAAGUGUGAUAACAGGUUGUUCCUCAUCAGAUUUUGUGUUCCAAAGUUAGGAAAUUAUCCUUUCCUUCAGACAAACACCUGUCCAAUUCGAUGCAUCUCCAGGAGCCGUAACACAAGAUUAUCCACGCUCGUGUGGAAAAGGUCAACUUAUGCUCUCCAAAGACUCAAUUUAUCACAAUCUUCAGCAAUGGAUGAUAGGUCGUUGGAACAUACACAUUCUGGUCAUGAAGAAAAAACCAAUCCACUGAUGAAGCGGUUUAGAGUUGGACUUGACAAGAUAUCUGUAUCAGUUAAUGCAGACUCCACCAAAAAGCAAUCUGGUGUUGAAUGUAAUUCUCAUGUAUGGAUACCUAAUCAGGUUGAGAAUGGGUUUCCAAGAAGCUUGGAUGGAAGAUCUCUUAACUUCGAAGAAGACGCCUAUCCAUCUGAAUCAGAGAGUAUAGGGGAGAGAAAUUCACCUUCAAAUAGUAUGGGAAGUAGAAGAUAUCCGAUAUCUGAUAUAACCAUUUUCAAAUACUGCCUGGCAGGCUUGACUGAGAGAUCUCUCAUGCUUAAAGAAAUUGCCACCUCUUCUUCUGAUAGAGAAAUUUCAGAGUUGGCUCAUCAAGUUUCGCACUAUUCAGGAUGUUCCCACCACGGAAACCAAAUACUAAGUGCCAAGAGAUUGAUAGAGGAUGGAACUAAUCUAUGGAGGGCGAUGUCUGCAAACAACCACCACGUUCCUUGGGAGAGCGCAGUGUAUGAGAUUGAAGAGCAAUUCAUGAAGAUUGCUUCAUGUGGGUCAAGAUCUUUCUCUCAUCAGGACCUUGAGAUUUUAAGAAGGAUUGCUGGAUGUCAAGAGUAUCUAACACAAGAAAACUUUGAGAAAUUGUGGUGCUGGUUGUACCCUGUAGCGUGUAUAAUAUCGAGAGAUUGGGUAAAUCCUAUCUGGAAUUCCACAUCACCUAAAUGGAUCGAAGGAUUCAUCACCAAGGAGGAGGCAGAAGCUUCACUUCAAGGUCCGGCAGGAUUUCAAGAACCUGGUACUUUUAUACUUCGGUUCCCUACCUCAAGAAGCUGGCCCCACCCAGAUGCUGGUAGCCUAAUUGUUACUUACAUUGGCAAGGACUACAAACUUCGCCACAGACUACUUUCAAUGGAUCAUAUAUAUGGCUCUGAUAGAAGAAUUGACGUGAAACCAUUGCAAGAUAUGCUAUUGGCAGAACCUGAGCUGUCUCGGUUGGGAAGGACAAUGAGAAGUUAUAAAGCACACUUGCAGCAUUAAGGCAGAAUGUCCUUCAUUAUCGAGUCAAAGUUGCUUUUCAAGGUUGUAUUGGCAUUAUAGACUCAAAAAGGAGGUUGAGGUUAAGGUUGGAUUAUGAUUGUUUAUUAUUCAUUUAGUUUGUAUAUUAUAGAUAUAGAUGUAAGGUGGCUUCUAACGUGAGACAACUACUAAAUGCCUCACCAGUGCACCACUAAAAUUACACCGUUAGGUGUGAUCAAUGAUUUAGAUUUGUUUAAAAUAAAAAUUUGACAACUUUAAAAUUUUAAUAAAAAUAGAGUAUUUAUUAUCAAAA
Messenger RNA from Cicer arietinum (chickpea), 2733 nucleotides. RefSeq names its product SH2 domain-containing protein A-like. Gene Ontology annotation, biological process: signal transduction; regulation of DNA-templated transcription. The record is from RefSeq and is a predicted model, not a curated record. Gene Ontology annotation, molecular function: DNA-binding transcription factor activity. Lineage: Eukaryota; Viridiplantae; Streptophyta; Magnoliopsida; Fabales; Fabaceae.